Messenger RNA from Rubroshorea leprosula, 361 nucleotides. The record is from the annotation of a GenBank genome assembly. NCBI's taxonomy places the organism in Eukaryota, Viridiplantae, Streptophyta, Magnoliopsida, Malvales, Dipterocarpaceae.
GUUAGGGUUCUUCUCUCUUUCUCAUCUCUUCUAUGAACGCUAGAGUAGUUUGGAAUGGUGGAGUGACAGGUAUAAAAGGACAGGUUGCAUGGAGCUUUGAAGUUCUUAGGCUAUCAUACGUGCAGCCUCAAAAGAUUGGGCGAUGGGCAAGGGAUUCUCAACGUGAUCCCUAUGCAACUGAUACAGGCCAAUUUAUAGAAGCUGAGCUGGCAAGGUUGUUAGAGUUGAUAGAGUUUGUUAAAGGAUGGUUGUUAGUUUGUUAAACCAGUUGAAGGAGGGUUGUUAGUCUGUUAAGCCAUAUUAGUAGUAUAUAAGAGACAAUGCUCUGUGAUUGUGAGAUGAAUGAACGAAUAUUGAACUU